Messenger RNA from Sorex araneus (European shrew), 2943 nucleotides. It is a transcript of the gene TFAP2A, whose product is annotated as transcription factor AP-2 alpha. The transcript has 7 exons. Gene Ontology annotation, cellular component: nucleus. Lineage: Eukaryota; Metazoa; Chordata; Mammalia; Eulipotyphla; Soricidae. The record is from RefSeq and is a predicted model, not a curated record. Gene Ontology annotation, molecular function: RNA polymerase II transcription regulatory region sequence-specific DNA binding; DNA-binding transcription factor activity, RNA polymerase II-specific. Gene Ontology annotation, biological process: anatomical structure development; regulation of transcription by RNA polymerase II; regulation of cell population proliferation. The coding region runs from base 141 to 1421 and encodes 426 amino acids.
UGGCUUUUGGAACUGCGUGGCCGGGGCUGGUCUACACCGGCGAUCCAAACCCGGCUUGGCGUGAGCGCGCUCUCGCCGCUCCCCUCGUCUGCUCCCCGCGGAGUCGCUUCCCGGCCCGCUCCCCGCGUCCUCCCCAGUGGAUGGGCUUCAGGGACCGCCACGACGGCGCCAGCAACGGCACGGCGCGGCUGCCCCAGCUGGGCUCCGUAGGUCAAUCUCCCUACACCAGCGCCCCGCCGCUGUCCCACACCCCCAAUGCCGACUUCCAGCCCCCUUACUUCCCCCCGCCCUACCAGCCCAUCUACCCGCAGUCACAAGAUCCUUACUCCCACGUCAACGACCCCUACAGCCUGAACCCCCUGCACGCCCAGCCGCAGCCGCAGCACCCCGGCUGGCCCGGCCAGCGCCAGAGCCAGGAGUCGGGGCUCCUGCACGCGCACCGGGGGCUGCCGCACCAGCUGUCCGGCCUGGACCCGCGCAGGGACUACCGGCGCCACGACGACCUCCUGCACGGCCCGCACGGGCUGGGCUCGGGCCUGGCCGACCUCCCGCUCCACUCCCUCCCGCACGCCAUCGAGGACGUCCCGCAUGUGGAAGACCCGGGUAUUAACAUCCCAGAUCAAACUGUAAUUAAGAAAGGCCCCGUGUCCCUGUCCAAGUCCAGCGGCAGCGCCGUGUCCGCCAUCCCCAUCAACAAGGACAACCUCUUCGGCGGCGUGGUGAACCCCAACGAGGUCUUCUGUUCAGUUCCGGGUCGCCUGUCGCUGCUCAGCUCCACCUCGAAGUACAAGGUCACGGUGGCGGAAGUGCAGCGGCGCCUGUCCCCGCCCGAGUGCCUCAACGCGUCGCUGCUGGGCGGCGUGCUGCGGAGGGCCAAGUCCAAAAAUGGAGGAAGGUCUUUGAGAGAAAAGCUGGACAAGAUCGGCCUGAACCUGCCCGCCGGGAGACGCAAGGCGGCGAACGUGACGCUGCUCACCUCCCUGGUGGAAGGAGAAGCCGUGCACCUCGCCAGAGACUUCGGCUACGUGUGCGAAACGGAAUUUCCGGCGAAAGCCGUGGCUGAGUUUCUCAACCGACAACAUGCCGACCCCAACGAGCAAGUGACGAGGAAAAACAUGCUUCUGGCCACAAAGCAGAUCUGUAAGGAGUUCACGGACCUGCUGGCCCAGGACCGCUCUCCCCUGGGGAACUCGAGGCCCAACCCCAUCCUGGAGCCGGGCAUCCAGAGCUGCCUGACGCACUUCAACCUCAUCUCGCACGGCUUCGGCAGCCCGGCCGUGUGCGCGGCCGUCACGGCGCUGCAGAACUAUCUCACCGAGGCCCUGAAGGCCAUGGACAAGCUGUACCUCAGCAGCAACCCCGGCAGCCACCCCGACGGCGGCGCCAAGGGCGGCGACAAAGAGGAGAAGCACCGGAAGUGAGGCCGGGCGGCACCCCCCACUGCUGCUACUGCUGCUGCUGAGGUCCUGCCUCGACCUCCCCAGAGAACACGGCGGGCCCGAAGCCGCGCGAGGAAGCUCCGACGCCCGAGCCUGGGAACCUUCUUUCCUUUUCCGGGAGAAAGAGAGAAGCGCAGAGAAGACGCCCGCCAUCACCACACACACACACACACACACACACAUGCGUGCACACACACACACACAUGCGUGCACACACACGCGCACACACAUGCGUACACACACACACUUUGGAAACUCUUUUUUCUAAAAAAAAGAAAAAGAACAUAAAAAUGAAAAAACAGACCACCCAGCCCCCACCCGGCCCCACCCGCCCCGCCCCGCCCGUAGCCAUACUCGAGCCGGCGCGGCCACGGAGAAUGACACUUAUCAGUAUUGCGAGUAAGCUCGAGCACGCGGGCCGUGGCGUCGGUGGCCCGAGUUCGUCCUCCUCGAGGCGACGCGACCGGCUGGACUCCCCGUGCAGCAGGCGCGCCCGCGUCUCUGUACAGAUUUAUUUAUGUGUAAUUUAAUGGGAAUUGUAAAUAUGGUGAGUGUCCGGAGCCCCCGCCCCUUUUUUUAUUUAUCUGGUGACCUUGUUUACCUCUCGCUUAGUGGUUCGACUCUUCCUUUCUUCAUGUGACUCUUGCUUCCGGUCUGGGGGUCCGCGGGGGGGGGGCCCUUCCGUGGGCAGCCCUGGACUUAGCCCUGUUGUAGCAUGUUAAAGACGACAAUGAAACAGCUGAACACUUUUUUUUUUUUUUAAAAAAAAGCCAAAAUAAAAUUUUAUAUAUAAUUAGUAUUCCAGUGAGCUUUUUAUUGAACCGGGAGAAAAAGUUUUUCUGUUUUUGUUUUUGGAGAAAACGUAAGUGGUUGGAUAAUCUUCCGACCUCCAGAGUAUUUCGGGGAGACGGCGAUGAAAGUAACCAACCCCCCGUCUCGUCCCCCUGCCCGGCAUUAUUUGAGCAAUAAAUGAAGGUGGUCUCUGAACCAGGGCUAGGCCCUUCGCCCCUCGCGCCCCCUGCCCCCCGCUCUCUUUUUGUUCAGACAACUUCAGGCCUGGGGGACCCCCGGCCUCCCGUGUCCCCACUGCCCGCGUGGGGACAGCUCUCCGCGCGCUGUGACGUGCUGGCAACCAUCUCCGUGUUCGUCAAUGUAUCAUAGUCCUUUGUUGCCCAGAUAAAUAAAUAUUUGAUACGCUUUAUGUCGAUUUUUUUUUAUUCAGUGGCUGUCUUUACCCAGGCGUCUUUUUGUUCCUGGCAGUAUUUUUAUUCAGAAUGGUUACAGUAAUUGAGUUUACCUCUCCCUUGGCAAUUGUCCCUGCAGUAAGCAGCUGAACCCAUGGUUUCCCUCAAGUACAAUAAAAACUUACUUUCGACUUGGAGUUCAGAGCAGGGUACCAUUUAGGUGUCCCACGGAGCCCGCGCACAGACAAAUGGCGCAAUAAAGCUCGGGGUGGCCUCUCCGAGAGAGGAGGCUCGCACGGCGACAGGGAUGACAGACUGUC